AUGCUUACUAUUUAUAGGUUAUCGACCAAGCUAAAAAGGCAGUCGUUUAAUCUGUGCUCGAAAUUAUCCAAAUUAGUAAUGUCGCGGGAAACUCACGUAAACGGAGUAGUGCAGCAGCUCUCGAUGAAUGGCCAAGCUGGAGGUGACGAGCCGGAACAGGUGCGGAACAAGUACGGCGAUUAUGUGAAGUUUUUGGAGUUGGUGGGGAAUCUCAAGCAUAUGAAACGAACAGGCUGGGUGCUGCGAAAUGUUAAGGAUUGCGAAAGUAUAUCUGGUCACAUGUACCGAAUGGGGAUGAUGUCGUUUUUGCUGGACGGCAACCAGGGCUUGGACAGGAUUCGCGUCAUGGAACUAGCUUUGGUACAUGACCUUGCCGAAAGCAUCGUUGGUGACAUCACGCCCUACUGUGGCAUCUCGAGGGAGGAAAAACUGCUGCGGGAGUUUUCGGCCAUGUCGGAAAUCUCGGAGCUGCUUGGACCCUCGAAAGACAAACUGUUGGAACUGUUCAACGAAUACGAAGCAGGUAAAACUGCCGAGGCUAAGUUUGUCAAAGAUCUGGACCGUCUCGACAUGGUGAUGCAAGCUUUCGAGUAUGAAAAGCGAGACAACUGUCCUAUGAAGCAUCAGGAGUUUUUCGAUUCUACAAAGGGAAAAUUUUCCCACCCGCUGGUGAUCAACAUUGUGAACGAAAUCAACGCUCAAAGGGAAAAGUUUGCCGAAGGAAGUGCCGACCCGAGCUCCUCCCCAUCACGCGAGGUAGCCAGCAGUGGUGGUGCCAGAUGAUUUUGGCGCUGGAAAUUUAUUCGUCUUUUUCAGUGACCAGAUGAGAUGUACUAACCUAAUUUUCUGCUACUCGAUGUACGUCAACUUUUACUGUAUGUGAUCUCAUCUUUGCUUAUCCUUUUUACGGAAUUAUCGCGGACACGUAAGAUGAGGACAUAGGCUAGUCACCUUUUUUUUCUAGAUGUCCUUAGGGCUAUGAGUUAUUGCGACCGGCUUUAGCUUUCAAUUUAGCUAAAUUUUUACUUAAAUAAAUUCACAGUUCAAUGAGUCAACAUAGCAAAGGACGUAAAGGGAAUGGUUUGUAUUUCAGGGACUAUGAACGUUAUUUUACCAAAAGUAUUUAUGUCAUUCGAAACUUAAUAAGACCAUUACAAAUUUGAUUAUAACAUUUAAAUAAAAUUUGUAUUGGCCUUACAUAUGCACAAAAUAAACAGUUCAAUAUGAAUAAUUGAAGAA
This is a messenger RNA of Culex quinquefasciatus (southern house mosquito), 1239 nucleotides long. RefSeq names its product 5'-deoxynucleotidase HDDC2. The record is from RefSeq and is a predicted model, not a curated record. Lineage: Eukaryota; Metazoa; Arthropoda; Insecta; Diptera; Culicidae. Gene Ontology annotation, cellular component: cytoplasm. The coding region runs from base 1 to 783 and encodes 260 amino acids. Gene Ontology annotation, molecular function: 5'-deoxynucleotidase activity. The transcript is spliced from 4 exons.